CAUCUCUGUUUAAUAUUUUAACCUCUAACUUCCUUUCUACCAGGAGUUCAUCAUCAGUAUAUUCUUACUUAUCUUAAAUUGAAGAACCAAAAAACAUGUAUACAUUUCCUCCCUGAGUGUAUCAGUGCAAAGACUAAGGGACUCAAGAACGAAGGAGCUACUCAGCUGCAGGAUUCAGGAACACGAUCGGAUAACCUCACGAAAUCAGAAGUGUUAAUAUUUCGAUAAAGGUUUUUUUAAGUCUGAGGAACUACAUGUAUACAGAUCUACUGAUAAAGGAUAUUAUUGGAUUAAAAUACAUGUACAAGGAAUGAGGUGAUGAAUGUAAAAGCGUCAUGCUCACUGAGCAGUUAAGUACCAAUGAUGAUCUUGUAGAAUCUUUAGACACAGAACCUGUUUUCGACUACCUCUUACAACAUGGCGUUCUAAACACAGAUGUUGUCGAUGGAAUUUGCCUUGAGGAAACUAAACUUGGACGUAACUCUGCCCUGCUUCAACAUCUUGACGACAAUGGGAACACAGCAAAGGCACUAUUUAUCAAUGCAUUACGACAGUCAGGCCAACACAAGCUGGCCAGUACCAUAGAUACUAGUCAAAGAAUUAAACCUGUUUAUGGAACUGGUUACUGGGAUAAACCACGUCAUAAAGGUGAAGUUAAGAUAAAAAUAUGUAUUAAAGCUUUAAAAUUACUGGUGCCAAAAACUGAUUCGCCGCCCAGUGUCAGCCGAAAAAACUGUGUGGCUUCAGCAACACCUCAACGAUUGCAUAAGUCCUACGAGAAUAUGCUAAUGUUAGAUAGUGGCGAUUUCUCGACAAGAUCAGUUAAAAUAUUAGAUUAUGCUUAUGACAAAGAGGAAGAAGAAGAAAAACUUGUUAAAAAAAGCUGCUGGUGUAUGUGCUUCCCAAUGUUUUGUCGUCCCAAACAUAAAAAGGAGAAAAAAUACGAGAAAAUGACUGAAAAGAAAAAAUCCAAAGCGAAGAAUAAAAACGUUAAAAAACAGAAAGCAUAUCCAGAAAGCAGACGGCAGUUAGAUUUUAGUGAAAAAAGUUCUGAAUAUAGAAAAUCCCCGGCACCGAACAACGAAAAUCCAAACCGUUCUCAUUACCCUAGAAGUGAUAUCACAUUAAGCACUACAACUUAUGAACAAAGACGUAAUAGUGGUAGUCCACGUAAAGAAAUUCAAACAGAUAUUGUGGGAUAUAAAAACAAUCGCAAUGAUUCCAGAACAUCGCGAAAUGUACGAGAUAAAGAAAAUGUGGCUCCAGUUAUUAUGCAAUAUGACAAUUUGAGUGAAACUGUUGAACUUCGACGACCAAGGGACGAAAAUAUUUCGCCACAUAAAGUCAAACAAACUCCCAAGCAGAAUAACACAAAUAAUAAUGGCACUUCUUCAACAGUAGAAAUGUGUGAAAAGUGGAAAUCUUCUGGUAAACUUUUUGAGGAAAAGCUUGUAGAAUUUUGUGCACUAUUUGAAUUGAAGGCCAUGCAGAAUGCUGUGACUAUGUAUUUCGAGCAAGAUCGUGGGACAUUAUUUUUUCAAACAGGAAAUGAUGGCGCCUCAGUUUUUAUUUGUAAUAUUUGUAUGUCCCGAAAACAAGUUGAGGUUUUGAAGAAGGAUUACAAUGACGGAAAAAUCCAAUCAGACCUACAAAAUAUAAUCUUAGCCAAUGACAUGCAAGUUCAGUUGGAUGUGUUGGGUAUGGAAAUUUCGACUGUGAUUGAUGAUGAUCAGUUUGCUAAUGCCAUGGAGGAAUUAUAAUACUCGGCAUUUUAUUUCUACCUUGAAAAUAUACUCCAAGUGUAAAUGACCUUAAUGGUAAAUAUAUAUUUUUAGAAAGAUAUUGUCCAGUGAAGAAAGAUGAAUUGAUUGCUGAGUGUUUUUGUACCAAUUUUCAAUAUGACUGUUAAAUGAAAAACUUUAUCAGAUUUAAAUUAUUAUUGGACAAAUAUUGUGUUAGUUAUUGAGAAGAAAAGUAGGAAAUGAAUUUAGGAUUUUGUGCAUAUAACUACAAGCGUGUUGUUUUUACAUGAGACUGUACGAAUACUUGUGGUAUUAUUAUUAUUAAUAAUACCUGAUUGCAUAAGGAAACACUUUUUAUUAUUUUAAAAUUAAACCUCUUGUUAACAUUGAUGGGAUAUUGUUGUAUGCAUGAGUUUAUCAUUAUUUAUUAAUCUACACAAUAAUAAAGAAAUAUUUUUGGCACUUUACCAAACCUUAUAUUUAGAAAAGUUGGAAUAUGUGAUUUAAUUUUGCAAUGGAGUAAAAUCUAUUGAUAAAUACAUACAUUAGACAGUAAUGUCUAAAACAUAUUUAUUUGUAAGUUAUGAUUAUUUUGCUGCAACAUAUCAAAUGUAUUUGUUUUUCAAGUGCUAUCUUAUUUAUUUUGUGCAAUACAUAACAAACAUCAGUGAAAGUGUGUAUUAUUUUAAUAUAUAUCUAUAAUUUAUGAUGUAGACCAUCUCUGUAUAGCAUAAUGUAGCAUAUACAUGUAUAAUAGUGUAUAUAUAAAUUAUUUGUUAUGUAUAAGUGUGUAGAUAAAUUUUGAUUUUACAUACUAUAGUAUCUACACAUGUAAAGAAUGUUAUGCCAAUAUUCUUCUUAUUAAACUUAAAUCAUUAGUGAUUUAUAAAGUUCUAAUGUUCUGUGCAUAAGUAUUGCAAGUGAAGUCAGCGUUCAGUUUUUAUCUAUUGCUAAAAACUAAAAGGCAAUUUUUAAGUUUGUUUUGUUUAAAGAUAAAUGUUAUUUUAAUCAGUAGUAUUUAAAAGAAUAAUCAGAUUUGAAUAAUUGCAAAUUAUUAAAGUAUAUACAGAAUAACCCUUAACUUUUCUUUGAUUUUUCAUAUUGCUGAUAGGUAAAAAAACAAAACUAUUCCAUAUGUAAGUAAAAUUUAUGUUGGCGAAAUGAAACUACAUUAUUUGUGCUAACGUUUUCACAACCGAAGUUGCUCUUCAGGCAUAUAUAUAUGUUGACAGGAAUAAUUCAAGUCGAGUUUUCUAGAAUUUACUUUUUGUAGUGGCAAGUUUUAGAGUAGACCAAUCUUAACUUUUUCUUCUAGACCUACUGUUUUAUGAAAUGUAAUUUAUGUGGUAAAUAAAUGGAAUACUAUGGCGAGGCCUUAUCUAUCAUUGCAUCAAACACCAAACCUUUACAACAACUGCUUCUCAAAAUUAUUGCAGUACAUACAAUUGGACACAGUGCAAGAAAAAUCUAAUCAAGAAAAGCACUUUGUAUAACUACUGAAUUCCUCACUUGUGAUAUAGCUUUUAGUGGCAGUGGUUAUCAUUUGAUUCAUAAACUUAAAGGGCCAGGAAUUACAACCUAUAAUUUCUGUAGAAAAUUGUCUGUUAAUAAUGUGCUCCACUUAAAAAAAAAAAAAAAAAAAAAAAACAACUAAAAACCAUGUUCUUGAGAAAAAUAAAUACCAUUAUGUUUUGUAUUUUGCAUUUUAAGCACUUCCUUUUUUAUUUUCUUAAGACUAGAAUAUAUUAUUUCCUUCUUCUUCUUAUUCUGAUGUUUCAUUUACCCAAAUGACAAAAGUACAGAAAAAAAAAAUAAAAGCACAAUAUGACAGUAUUUUAAUCAAUAACGCUUUAGAUAUGUAAUUACAAUUACAUUGCAUAUUUUUUAGUAAUUGUAAUAGAACCAUUUGUAGAUUUAUCUUCUUUCAUUUUGUUUUGUUUUAAUUUUUUUCAUUUCGCAGUCUUUGCAUUCCAAUUCAUUCUAUAAUAUACUGUAUUCCUUUAGACCAAACAUUUCGCUUUUUAUUUAAUCAACCCAUUUUGUAUGAUUAUAUAGGAUAACAAAUGAAAACAUUCAGAGAAUUUGGUAUGGACCAUUUCAUUCUUUCCACCAUCAAUAUCAAGGGAUACUAUUUAUGACAAUAUUUUAAAUCAUCACAUUUGUCCCUUGUUGAUAAUCUUAGGGAUUUGAAUAUACAACCAUAAUAUUAUUCAUAGUCCAGAUGGAUUGGCUGUUGACAAAUUAAACUGUUUAUUUACAUCCACUCAUGAAAAUGCUAUGGUUAAAUACAUAGCUAAAUCCUGGACAUAUUGUAUUUUCAUUUCUAAAUAAAUAUAUCAGAAUGUUUCAGAACAAUUUUCUUCUGUGUUAUGAUUUCAUUUCAAUAUUUUCCUUUGAGUGAAAUUCUAAUUUAUUUUGAUGUAGAAAAUGUUUUUGUGAAAAAUGAUAUAUAAAGAAGAUUUAUUUUAGUCUUGUUUCACCAAGAAGAGAGUGUGGCCUUCAAUUCAUGCAUCAUAAAAUAAUGCCAAAUCAA
This is a messenger RNA of Patella vulgata (common limpet), 4275 nucleotides long. RefSeq lists its product as uncharacterized. Lineage: Eukaryota; Metazoa; Mollusca; Gastropoda; Patellidae. The record is from RefSeq and is a predicted model, not a curated record. The transcript is spliced from 6 exons. The coding region runs from base 336 to 1760 and encodes 474 amino acids. Gene Ontology annotation, biological process: regulation of apoptotic process.